This is a messenger RNA of Teleopsis dalmanni, 725 nucleotides long. Its product is annotated as THO complex subunit 4-like. Lineage: Eukaryota; Metazoa; Arthropoda; Insecta; Diptera; Diopsidae. Gene Ontology annotation, cellular component: nucleus. Bases 77 to 619 code for a protein of 180 amino acids. Gene Ontology annotation, biological process: mRNA export from nucleus. The record is from RefSeq and is a predicted model, not a curated record. The transcript has 4 exons. Gene Ontology annotation, molecular function: mRNA binding.
ACGUAACAUUUCUUUUCCUUUUCGACUGUUGUUGCGAGUGUUUGCUUGGAUAAUAGCUCCGUGUGUAUUACUGAAUAUGGAGGAAGAGAUGGAUAUUGAGUUGGACGAAAUCAUUGUUGAAAAAAAACGCGAUCAUAUAAUUUCGACGGAAAUAAUUUCUCAAGAAAAUAAUGGAAUUCAAUACAAAACUCUAGAGCAAAUUAUUUCGGAGAAUAAAAAGUUAAGAGUUAAUCGCCGCCGCUAUCAACGUAAACCAUAUAAUCUUAAUCGAAAGACGCGCUUUUAUAGGGAAGACUUUCUCGAACGUGGUUUCAAAAAGCCUAGGACAGGUUUGAUUAUGAUCUAUAAUCUUGCGGAUAGUGUGACCAACAAAGACAUUAAAGAAUUGUUUUCACCUUUUGGUUAUAUAUAUGACGCUGGUUUGCAUUACGAUUCUGAAGGCAUAAGUAUAGGCAUUGCUCAUGUCACGUUUGAGAGUUAUUAUGACGCGCUGAAAGCUGUUCGUGCCUAUAGAAACAAGACAUUAGAUGGGAAGGAUUUGGAAUUAAGAAUUAUAUAUCCGAGAAAUAUUUAUUUAUAUCGCGGAAUAAUUAGUAAACGUAGUUUUAGACAAGAGUAGAUGAGACCUUAACAAAUCAUUAUUUCUCUUUAAUAAUAAAUUUUUGUAUAAAUUUAUAAAUCAUUAAACGAUUUCCAAAAUAUACGAGAUCUGUAUUUAAGCAAAA